Plasmopara halstedii is the source of this 378-nucleotide messenger RNA. RefSeq lists its product as uncharacterized. The transcript has a single exon. Lineage: Eukaryota; Oomycota; Peronosporomycetes; Peronosporales; Peronosporaceae. The record is from RefSeq and is a predicted model, not a curated record. The coding region runs from base 1 to 378 and encodes 125 amino acids.
AUGUGCCGCAUUAUCAAUCCUUCUGAAGCUUUCUUUAUGCCACCAACUGGAACUGAUACUCCGUUCCUAGCGUCUCCUGUACUUGAAUCCUUGUGCCCCCUCUAUUCGUCCAAGGCAGCUGAAGUCCAAACACGUCCAACAACCAAGACGGUGUUACCCCUGCGAUCAGGUCUUCAAUUCAUGCUGAGCUCUGAAGGCGUACAGUUUUUGGACCUUGCUUUUGUUGAAGAGGUUAAAGCACGAGUUGCCGAGCUAAUAAGCACAGCCACGUCCUCCGAUGUUUUCAGCAACAAUGCGCGCCUGGCUCAGAAAACAUUGAAGUUUCGAAGCAUCAUGCAGCACACGCAAACUAGCGAUAUGGCUAUCGCUGCUCUUUAA